Mizuhopecten yessoensis (Yesso scallop) is the source of this 3993-nucleotide messenger RNA. Its product is annotated as alpha-(1,3)-fucosyltransferase C-like. The coding region runs from base 1996 to 3342 and encodes 448 amino acids. The record is from RefSeq and is a predicted model, not a curated record. Gene Ontology annotation, cellular component: membrane. Gene Ontology annotation, molecular function: alpha-(1->3)-fucosyltransferase activity. The transcript has a single exon. NCBI's taxonomy places the organism in Eukaryota, Metazoa, Mollusca, Bivalvia, Pectinida, Pectinidae.
GACUCUUUAUUUAACCAUUGGAACAUGUUUUACUUUACAAGCUACAAAAUCAUCUAGUAACUUGUGGUUUUAUCUAUGAUAUAUAUACUGACUGUACACUCGCGUAUCAGGGGCUACUCACUCUAUAACAAACCUACUAAUAGUAACAAAUUCUUUUCAAAAGAUUUUAAAGGAAGCUAGACUCUGCGAAGUCACAGAGAAACUUGAUAAAGAACGCGAGCUAGACUCCAAAGCAAAUGACAGAAGCAGCUAGACUCUGAACGACUCCAGAGAAGCGACUAGACUCCUAAUAUCCAUGGAGAAGCUAUAAAAGACGAUGAAUUGGAAACGCUAGACUCCGAAGAAGGCAAGAGAAUUCACUAGACUCUCGAGGAAUCCAGAGAAGCGACUAGACUCAUAGCCACCCCAGAGAAUAUAUCUGUUAUAUUUACCAUGAGAAAACUAGCUACAGAUAAAGUGAAGUAAUAAUCUAUUUAAGAGAUUGGGGGUAAAAUUCCCAAAGAAUUUAAAGCCAAGCCUAAAUUUACACAAAGAUAUUCAUAAAGUCUCGAUCAAUAGAGUGAGUAACCCACCUAACAUAAACAUUACAUAUACAAAUGUAACAUACAACAUGAAGCGGCAAAAAAAAGCCUCACAGAAGCCUCACAAAAGGGCAGCAUGUAAUAAAUCGACAAAAUAGACAAAUAUGAAGUUACUGUAUACAUAUACAUGAACCUGAAAAAAGAACCAACAAUUACACAAAAACUCAUGAUCAUGAGGCAAAUUAAUUAGAGGCGAUGCAGGGGUUGGUGGGUGGGUAAAUCAAAACAAACAAGUGUAAUCUGCCAGCACUACGAGUAAUGAAACUGAAGCUGGCAAUACCAACACCCCUCUAAUACGUAAUCGCUGAUUGGUCAAAAGUUACUAUGGACUGAUUAACAUAUACUACGAUACCGUAUAUGAUAAGACAUCUAAUUUGCAUAGUUAAACACUCAUACGAUCCCUAGUGAUCCAACACGGUUCAAAUUAUAAAAAUGUUGGAAAUCGUCAAAGCUCUAUAUGUAUAGCCACCGUUGUUCCUUUAGUGAAGCGGCACUGGUCAUAAUUUACACAAUGUUCUUAUUAUUAAUAUAUUAAGUAGUAAUUCAUAUAAGUAAGUGGUUUUAUGAACCUCCCCUUUUAUUUCGACAUAAGGACGAAACAGAUGUAUGGUUUAAAGUAAUUUAUUUCUGGCAUACCGUAUCUAUUACCAAAUUGUAUAGGCUGGUGCAAUUAAAAAUGUCAAGUUCAUCGUUGCCACAAAGCUGUCGCGAUAGACAUGUCUCUAUGUCGAGAUAGACAUGUCUCGAUGUCGAGACAGACAUGCUUCCUACGUAUAACAAUAAUUUAAACUGAAACACUAAAUACUAUUACAGUUUCUUUGGUUUAAUAUAAUAUUAAAAUUUAACUUAUACUGAAAAUAUUUGCUAUUUGCUCUGCUAUAAAGUAAUUGUAUAUUUGUUAAAUGUUGUUAUUUUACUUUCAUCGUAAGCAUAUGCAUGUUGACCUGAAUUAUACAUAUGUGUAUAUGUUUAUCUAUAUAUACGUGUGUGUACAUACUAUAAAUAUUAGUGUAUUAGUAUUUUUAGUAGCCAUCUAUUGAACUAUGAGUAUUUAUUUAAAAGUACUAUUUAAUGUUCCAAGCCAGUGUUAAUAUGUUCAUGUCUAAAUUAUAAUUCUGUUCUUGUUUGAAAUGUAUUUAACCCAAGGGAGAGGGCUUGUAUAGGCAUAGCCUGUUGCCCAAUUCCCAUUUAAUUACUUGAUUUAAUAAAAUAUUUUGAAAUGAAAUGAAAUACUGAUACACUAAAUACUAUGACAGUUUCUAUGGGUUACGGGGGAGCCCUUUUGAAAACUUGCGAAAUAUAGGGGAAGGAAAUCUCUACUUACCAACGAGCUGCUAAGCAACAAUUAAGUAUUUGAUUCAUUCAUCCAUAAGUUACGUUUAUUUUGUUACUAUUUUUCAGAUUCGGCCCCCUGAUGACGUGUCUGACCAUUUGUUGUGUCGUCGCUGUCUUCUUUUACGUUGUUUUCCAUGUAACUUUGCAUGAAAACCACGGGUCAGACGCUUUUCACUCAAACUUUGUUUCCCUUCAGCCAAUCAUCCAUCAAAACAACAAGCUUAUGCCAACAAUGGGUGCGAAAAUUCCUAAAGCACCUAUCAAGCCUUCUAAAGCUUCCAAAUUGCGAGUUGAAACAUCAAACGAAAAUAUUCAUAUUAAACGACUUCCUAAACUCCACCCAGGCUUCGUGCGUACGGAGAGUCUACCAACAGAAGGAUCAUCAAUGAUCGUAAAGACUCCGGGAGAAACCCCAAUAGACACUUGUAACAUUGGGGGUGCUUCACAGACAAACACAUCAAGUGUAAAUGGUACCUGUAUUCGUAUUCAUUACUAUAACCCCCCGUUAUGGAUAACGUCUAAAGCGUUAGAACAUUGUACAUACAGGUGUUAUUUCACUUCCGGAAGUAACUACCAAUCUGCUCCUGCUGUUAUAUUCCAAACAUCAAAUAUUGUAAAAUCUCCUCCCAAAAAGUCGCCCGGACAAAUUUGGAUAUUUCAUUCUUUGGAAGCACCAGGUAAUAGCAAAACUGAUUUUAAACAUUGGAAAAGGCUAUUCAAUUGGACAUACACAUACCGUCGCGAUUCUGAUAUUAUUGAGCCUUUUGCUAAACUCCAUUUCCGAGAAAUCGAGUUGGAUAUCGAUAACUACAUGAACAGUAUUCCGUUGCUAUGGCAAAAUAAGUCACGUGAUGCAGCUUGGUUUGUUUCACGUUGUCAGGUUCAAAGUAACCGCGGUAUAUUUGCUAAGAUGUUGUCAAAACUUGUCCAUGUCGAUAUUUUUGGGAAAUGUGGUAAUCUGAAAUGUCCUUCUACAGAGUGGCGCGAUUGCAACAUAAUGCUAAACAAGUUGUAUAAAUACUAUCUGUCGUUCGAAAACGCAUUGUGUGUGGAUUACGUCACUGAAAAGGUUUUUAACCAAUUUGUAGACAUGUCUUACGUUUUACCCGUUAUAAGGGGGAGAACUAAUCUAUCCAUGUAUCUUCCUCCAGGAUCUUACAUAAACACAAACGACUUUAAAUCUAGCUCCGAUCUUGCGUCUUUUAUGACCUCAUUAGUAGCGAACCGAACGGCUGUUGACCAAUACUUUUCUUGGUGGAGGACAUUUUACUUCACCCGAUCCGGUACAAGCGGCAUUUGCGAGAUAUGUAGACGCCUCCACCGCGCGAGGGACUACAGACGUUUGUAUGAUGACGUCGAGUCGUGGUAUAAGGGCUCAGAAAUCGAUCAUAAUAUGAUGUGUAAGCAUCCUAGAGAUAUAAAAUAAAAUCAUCAAGUUCCUUCACACAUUGUGUUGUUUAUAGAGACAUACAAUUGAUUAAUUAUUUUUUCUGUACCUUCAGUGUUGCUUAUAAAGAUAUAGAAUAAUAUAAUAAAUUCCUUUCACCGACAAUGUUGUUUAUAGAAAAAUAAAAUAGAUCAACUAAUAAGCCUACCUUCGGUUUUGUUCAAAAAGAUUGAAUAUACAAUGAGGUAUUCUUUCAGCCUACAAUGUUGUUUAUAAAAAAAUAGAACAGAUUCAUUAAUUACCUCUACCUUUAGUGUUGCUUAUAAAGACAUAAAAUAAAGCAAUCAAUUCCUUUCACCUACAGUGAUGUUUAAAGAGAAAUAAAUAGAUUGACUAAUUACCUCAUAAUCAGUGUUCCUUAUAAAGAUAUAAGAUAUAAUGAUUAAUUCCUUCCACCUACAAUGUUGUUUAUAGGGAAAUAAAUUGAUUGACUAAUUACCUCAUAAUCAGUGUUCCUAAUAAAGAUAUAAGAUACAAUGAUUAAUUCCUUCCACCUACAAUGUUGUUUAUAGAGAAAUAAAUUGAUUGACUAAUUAUCUCAUAAUCAGUAUUCCUUAUAAAGAUACAAUGAUUAAUUCCUUCCACCUACAAUGUUUAUUUUAAACCACAACAGACAUCUCCUAUAUUUAU